CUCAAAACAAAAGAAGAAAGAAAAUAAAAAAACACAUUCACUCUGUCUCUGUUAUCUUCUCCUCUCUCUCUCUCUCUCUCACUGUAAACACCCAAAAGCUACAGUUCUUAUAGAUUCUUUCCUCUCAUAAUAAUAACUCGUAAUAAGUUUGUUUUGGUGCUUUCCUUUUUCUUUUUUAUUUUUUCUUUUUUCAGAAACCUCAUUUUUAGAUUCUAUACUUUCCUUCAAAUCUCUCCCAAAUUACUUUCUUCUUAAUUUCCCUUUUCUCUCUCUAGAAUUCUUGUUUCAUAUCUUUUUUUUUUCUUUUCUCAAGAAUUAUUGUCAAAGUUGGUUUUUUUUUUUAAUGGUUUUUGAGUUUGUAGAUAAAAAUUGAAGCUGAAUUGGGGUUAAUUAAGAGGUUUAAUUGCAUAUUCAUAUAUAUCUAGGGUUUUUGUUUAAAUUAUUAUAAUUUUUAAGAAAUGGAGAAGUAUGAAUUGGUAAAAGAUAUAGGAUCUGGGAAUUUUGGAGUGGCGAGGCUCAUGAGAAACAAAGAGACCAAAGAACUUGUUGCCAUGAAGUACAUCGAGCGUGGCCAUAAGAUUGAUGAAAAUGUGGCAAGGGAGAUCAUAAAUCACAGAUCACUUCGCCACCCAAACAUAAUUCGCUUCAAGGAGGUGGUUUUGACACCAACCCAUCUAGCUAUUGUUAUGGAAUAUGCUGCUGGAGGGGAGCUCUUUGAGCGAAUCUGCAAUGCUGGAAGAUUCAGUGAAGAUGAGGCUAGAUACUUCUUCCAACAGCUUAUUUCAGGCGUCAGCUACUGCCAUUCCUUGCAAAUUUGUCAUAGAGAUUUAAAGCUGGAAAAUACCUUGUUGGAUGGAAGCCCAGCACCGCGUCUGAAAAUCUGUGAUUUUGGUUAUUCCAAGUCAUCCUUGCUGCAUUCAAGACCUAAAUCUACAGUUGGCACUCCAGCAUAUAUUGCACCAGAGGUUCUAUCACGCAGAGAAUAUGAUGGCAAGAUGGCAGAUGUAUGGUCUUGUGGUGUGACUCUUUAUGUUAUGCUGGUGGGAGCAUACCCAUUCGAAGAUCAAGAGGACCCGAAGAAUUUCAGGAAAACAAUCAACAGAAUAAUGGCUGUUCAAUACAAGAUCCCUGACUAUGUCCAUAUAUCUCAAGAUUGCAGACAUCUUCUUUCUCGCAUAUUUGUUGCAAACCCAUCCAGAAGGGUCACUAUAAAAGAUAUCAAGAGCCAUCCUUGGUUUCUGAAGAACUUGCCAAGGGAACUGACAGAGGCAGCUCAAGCAAUGUACUACAGGAAAGAGAAUCCCACCUUCUCAUUGCAAACUGCUGAGGAAAUCAUGAAGAUUGUGGAAGAGGCCAAAAUUCCUCCCCCUGUGUCUCGAUCUAUUGGAGGCUUUGGCUGGGGAGGAGAAGAAGAUGGCGAUGGGAAGGAAGAUGACACAGAGGCUGAAGAAGAAGAAGAAGUAGGGGAAGAAGAUGAGUAUGAGAAGAGAGUUAAGGAAGCACAAGCGAGUGGAGAAUUUCAUGUCAGUUAAGGAUAAAUUUGCCCCUUGUCAGAUACUAGUGAUCUCAAGUUUUGCCUUUUGGAUAUUUAUAGAAUGGUAUUGUGCUUGUAUAAAACUCUGUACUUAGAACAUGGUCUUGAAUAAGUGUUUGUAAAUUAUAAUAUAUUGGGCAGGAAGGGUGUGUUUCCAACUUGUGUAUUAGAGUGUCUGUGUUAUUGAAGAACUGGAUUUAUGGGGAUUUCAAAAGUAAUUAUCGGAGUCUGUUCUUCUUUAGCUUUUAUUUAUGAGGAUUAAGAUUAUUAUGUAAUGAACGAAGGUUCCCCGAUUUGAAGAAAAUCUUAUCAGGUAUUGUUUA
Ricinus communis (castor bean) is the source of this 1857-nucleotide messenger RNA. Its product is annotated as serine/threonine-protein kinase SRK2A. The record is from RefSeq and is a predicted model, not a curated record. Gene Ontology annotation, biological process: intracellular signal transduction; protein phosphorylation. The coding region runs from base 459 to 1532 and encodes 357 amino acids. Gene Ontology annotation, molecular function: protein serine/threonine kinase activity; ATP binding. The transcript has 9 exons. Lineage: Eukaryota; Viridiplantae; Streptophyta; Magnoliopsida; Malpighiales; Euphorbiaceae.